AUGUCGUUUCGGCUGAGGCGCAAGCCGGUCCCUCCCCCUGCCGAGUACAAGGUCGAGGACAAGGCUAGAGCCGAAACGCUGUACGCUACACUUGACACUGGAACCCCAACAAUUCGCCUCAUCACAUUACUUCCUGGCUCUUGGUCCGAGCCAAUAACCUGCUCACUUACAGUGACGACACUAUCGUCUGAGCAGCCCUACAAAGCUCUGUCGUAUGCUUGGAAUAAUGGCUACACCACAUCCGAGGGCAUCCUCAUCAGCGUCAAUGAGAGGGCCAUCCCAGUCGGCUACAACCUGUACACAGCGUUGAGAAGCAGCGAGGUCGUCAUCUGGCUGGGCGAGAAAGGCAUCAAUGACGACCUUGGCGACUCGAUCUUACCCAUGAUUACAGGACAGAGGUUGAGUAGAACGCCUGAGGACGAGUUGGCCCGGGUAGAGUGGUGCGGAGACGACCGGGACUUGCCCAAGCUCAAUGUGUACAUCCAGUCCGUCUCCAAGAGAGACUCGUCGUUCAACUCCAAUAUCUGGGACAUAUUUGGAGGAUUCUGUGUCCUCUAUCUUCUCUCGAUGAAGAUUCCUGCCGCGGCAAUCGUGCAUCUUCGACACAUUGACUAUUCCAUGCCCAUUGUGAAAAGAUUGUAUGCAAUCAUGGACCAAUCAUGGACCGUCGUGGCCAGAAAAGCAACCAUCUACUAUAGCAAGUUUUCCGCACCAUGGAGCAUGUUUUCCGAUGCUACAAUCGAGUACGAUAGAACAUACCUGCUAGGGAAUGUCAACUCUGUCUAUCCGUACCUCCACAACGGGAAACCGCUGAUGCACUUCUCUCGCAUCGUCACAGAGAUAGAGACGACACGAAGGCUCUGGCUGAACAUCCAGCCUACGUCUCUCCUCCCACUUUUGCGAAAGUUCGGAGCAAGGCAUGCCACAGACCAGCGGGAUAAAGUCUUUGCCCUCCUUGGGCUCGUCCGUCAUUGGCUGCGCGGUCCACGGGUUGUUCCAGACUAUCUUUUGGAAGCACGACAAAUCUUUUGGGACACAACCAUAACGCUCAUCCAGGCCAAUGGCUCUCUAUCAAUUUUGGUCGGAACACUGCAGCAGAACAGCAUGCAGUGGGACCUCAAUCCCUCGUGGGUCGUCGACUGGGGUAGUCUGCCUGAGUUACAUGAGAACAUUCGGGUCGGCAAUUUGCCCUUGUAUGAUGCUGCUAGGGGUCUGUCCGGCACGGCUCGUGUUCACCGCCCCUCUGUACUGGAAACAACUGGCUGCCAGAUUGAUGAGAUCACCUUUGUGGGCCAGGAGCUGCCACUGGGUACAGAAGGACAGAGCAGUCGGUUAGGACUAGUCGUUUCCCAGUGGGAGAAGACGCUCGAUCAACUCGGGACUACCGAGUACGUCGGAGGUGGAACCCUCUCAGAUGCGUUUUGGCGGCUGCUCUGUGGCGAUACCGAAUACUGCAAAGAUGUCGGAGGAGAGUUCAAGGAGGAAAAGAUCGAGUUCCGCAGGGCGGGAACCUCGACGUUUUUCACGUACCUGCAAUGGCGACAGGUAGAUCACAGCGCAAACAGAAGAACGUCAAUUAUAGGGGGUUAUUGGAAAGAGUCAGGCCAUGAGGAGGGAGCUAAAGAUGAGAAUGCCUUUCACCACGCGGUAGAGUGCGCCUCCGGGUUCCGGAGGAUCUCCAUCACUCGCAAAGGGUACAUCGGAACAGGCCCGGGACACGUAAGGGUAGGGAACGGGGUUUUUAUCUUGUAUGGGAGCCGUGUGCCGUUCGUUCUCCGCCCUGCUGGUCGGGCUGCCAUCUGCACCAUGGUGGCUGUCAGUGAGCUGUUUGGCCCGGAGGAGGACAAAAAGGCCUUUAUUGAUCUCACAAAGGGUAAAAGUGACAGGCCGGAAUCAAAGAAACUGUCAAUAACGUGUAAUGAUAUUCAUGAGGGGGUUUAUCACGUCCUUGAGGACGCGUAUGUGCAUGGGAUGAUGGAUGGAGAAGCAAUGAAAGGGAGACAAGCGGAUGAGGUUUCGCUGCAGAGCAUUUUCCUUGUUUAA
Messenger RNA from Fusarium vanettenii 77-13-4, 2043 nucleotides. RefSeq lists its product as uncharacterized. NCBI's taxonomy places the organism in Eukaryota, Fungi, Ascomycota, Sordariomycetes, Hypocreales, Nectriaceae. Bases 1 to 2043 code for a protein of 680 amino acids. The record is from RefSeq and is a predicted model, not a curated record. The transcript has 3 exons.